AUGGCGACGACACAUUGGGCAACCGACGAACUACCUGCAAGCCCCAAGGCCUCACUAUUGUCGAAUCAUGGAAGCGAGCAGCCAUAUCAAUCGCGUACGGCUGGCGCAACACGAACAACCGAUACACCAAAGCUUCAGUCUGACACUACUUCGGACAGAGCAACUGCGGCAUUUGUUCGUCGCACUCUGUGUUCGCACAAUGUGCUCCUAGGAAACGGCGAGAGGGGCCGUACUACGCCGCGUCCUAUUGAAGAAGUACUACCACCACUUACCAGUUCGAACGAGGUUGAUCUCCAGCUUUACGGUAUCAUCUCGGUGAUCAUCAAAGAGUUUGUACAGACGUGGUACUCAAAGAUCACGCCCGAUCAUGUAUUUGUCAAUGAAGUGCUCCAAAUCAUCGCUCAUUGCACGAGAGGUCUCGAGCAACGCCUUCGCAAAGUGGAUCUGGAAGCGAUGCUUCUAGACGAGAUUCCCGAGUUGCUUGAAGCACACUUGAAGUCUAUACGCCUGGCGAAGCAGCAAGCGUCGUCAUCACAAUCAUUGGCCUCAAGCCCUCGUCUAAUUUACCACACUAUCCACCCGCACCCUGCGCUCAGUCCUGUUCCCACCGAUGCUGUGCCGUCGACUACUGUUGAGCAACGGGAAAACGAAUCCGCUUGGCGCCAAUUGCUCGUCCAGGGCGUCCUGGUGGUUUUGUUACCCACUGAGGAUCUAGAAAAUGGCUGUCUUCGUGCUCUAGUAGCAGAGAUAUUUGCCGAAAUGAUCCUCGGAAAUGGCAUCAGUGGCAAGGCCUGUGAGGGCUGGCUGCUAUGGGAAGGUAUCACAAGCAUAGCAAAGGUUUUACAGACCGAUGCUGCAAAAGAGGAGGUUCACCAACCAGAUGACCCGAUUUCAGGGCAAUCGAUGACCCGUUUGGAACGAUAUGGCCUUUUGUCGUCGGCACGAAACGAGGAGACCAGAUCAGCAAAUGCACUUGCACCCAAUCACAAGACCAGGUCAGUGUCUAUCUCGGGGCUUUUCUGGACCGUUAUCCAAUACAUCCUUUUGGCGUUUACAGCGCUCCGCGCGGUAGUCUCGACUUUGGCAACAUCAUCAUCUCUUCCCCCGAGGUCUAUGAUCAAGGAGGCUUCACAUGUCGAAGCAUCGGACCAAUUACAGGUCUCUUCAAAGGACACAUCGCCAUCCACGCGCCCGUUUGGAACGAAACGGCCUGUCGUAAGCAUGAAGUUGUGGAGCUGCAUGGCGCAGCUCACUCAAUUGAGUGUUCGCAUGCCUUGGCUUUCGGGCUGCAUUUCAAUGCUGCAAUGGGGACUACUGUCGGGCCCAGGCAAGGUGGGUGACACCGACUGUAUAUUGGAUAGGUGA
Messenger RNA from Parastagonospora nodorum SN15, 1365 nucleotides. RefSeq lists its product as hypothetical. Gene Ontology annotation, cellular component: late endosome; extrinsic component of endosome membrane; early endosome. The record is from RefSeq and is a predicted model, not a curated record. Bases 1 to 1365 code for a protein of 454 amino acids. Gene Ontology annotation, biological process: early endosome to late endosome transport; protein targeting to lysosome; endosome to lysosome transport. Lineage: Eukaryota; Fungi; Ascomycota; Dothideomycetes; Pleosporales; Phaeosphaeriaceae. Gene Ontology annotation, molecular function: phosphatidylinositol binding. The transcript is spliced from 2 exons.